Apis laboriosa (Himalayan honeybee) is the source of this 2106-nucleotide messenger RNA. It is a transcript of the gene Calr, whose product is annotated as calreticulin. Gene Ontology annotation, biological process: protein folding. The record is from RefSeq and is a predicted model, not a curated record. NCBI's taxonomy places the organism in Eukaryota, Metazoa, Arthropoda, Insecta, Hymenoptera, Apidae. The transcript has 8 exons. Gene Ontology annotation, molecular function: calcium ion binding. Bases 74 to 1285 code for a protein of 403 amino acids. Gene Ontology annotation, cellular component: endoplasmic reticulum membrane; endoplasmic reticulum.
GAGCAUUAUCGGCUAGUUCGUCGUAGAGUAAGCAUCAUCGUCGAUAGGACUUUUGUCGUCCCGGCGUUUGAAAAUGCGAUCUUUCUGCUCAUUUUUGCUUCUGUUGGCGAUUACAAUCGCUACAGCAGAGAUCUACUUUGAAGAAAAAUUUUUUGAUGAUUCCUGGGAAAAAAAUUGGGUGUAUUCUGAACAUCCUGGAAAAGAAUUUGGAAAGUUUAUUUUAGGGCAUGGAAAAUUCUGGAAUGAUCCAGAAAAUGAUAAAGGUAUCCAAACAUCUCAAGAUGCAAGAUUUUAUGCCUUAAGUAGAAAAUUCAAACCAUUUGAUAACAAAGACAAAACACUUGUCAUUCAAUUUACUGUUAAACAUGAACAGAAUAUUGAUUGUGGUGGUGGAUAUGUUAAAAUAUUUGACUGUUCUUUGGAUCAAAAAGAUAUGCAUGGUGAUAGCCCAUAUCAAAUUAUGUUUGGACCUGAUAUUUGUGGACCAGGAACAAAGAAAGUUCAUGUGAUCUUCAGUUAUAAGGGAAAGAACCUUCUGAUUAAUAAGGAUAUUCGUUGUAAAGAUGACAUUUAUACUCACUUGUAUACUUUGAUUGUCAAACCUGAUAAUACAUAUAAGGUUCUAAUUGAUAAUGAAGAAGUAGAAUCUGGUGAACUAGAAGCAGAUUGGGAUUUCCUUCCACCAAAAAAAAUUAAAGAUCCAUCUCAGAGCAAACCUGAAGAUUGGGAUGACAAACCUACCAUUCCUGAUCCUGAUGACCAAAAACCAGAAGAUUGGGAUAAACCCGAGCAUAUUCCUGAUCCUGAAGCUACUAAACCUGAAGAUUGGGAUGAUGAAAUGGAUGGAGAAUGGGAAGCUCCAAUGAUUGAUAAUCCUGAAUAUAAAGGUGAAUGGAAACCAAAACAAAUUGAUAAUCCUAACUAUAAAGGACCAUGGAUUCACCCAGAAAUUGAUAAUCCUGAAUACACACCUGAUCCAGAAUUAUAUAAAAGAGAUGAAAUUUGCGCCAUUGGUUUUGAUCUAUGGCAAGUGAAAUCUGGAACAAUUUUUGAUAAUGUUCUCAUCACAGAUGAUCCUGAAGUUGCUCAUAAAUUUGGUGAAGAAGUUUGGAAACCUACUUUAGAAGGUGAGAAAAAGAUGAAAGAAGCUCAAGAUGAGGAAGAAAGAAAACAAAGACAAAAAGAAAGCAAAGAAAAUGAAGAUAAUAAGGAUGAUGAUGAUGAUGAAGAUGCAGAUGAAGAGGAAAAUAACGUCCCUGAUACUGAAGAGCAUGAUGAAUUGUAAAUAAUGUGUCGUAAUUAAUACGAACACAGACUGUAUUCCAGGAGCUGUGUAACUGCGAUACGCACUAACUUUCUAUGAAAAACACAAAAAAUUAUAAUAAUGAAAAAAAAAAAGAAAAAUUAAUCAUUACCAGAAAAUCAAUGGAUUCCUUUAAAUUGAAUAAGUCAAAAAGAAAAAGAGAUAAUUACAAAACUUAUAAAAAAUUUUUUAUAUCAGUGAAUUUUUCAAAGUUUUUUCAUCUUUUUUUUGUUUUUCUUUUAUAUUUGAAAUAUGGCCUCAUUUUCAUAGCCUAAACUUUUUAACCUAAUCUUCAAUCAUUCGAUAGUGUUCCAUGAAAUUCAUCAGUGAAAGGUUACAUCAUAAACAUUAAGUGUCUAAAAAGAAGUCAAAGUGCUCAUUAUGUGUUAUCAAAAUACGUUAUAUGAACGUAAUUAUAUACAUGGCAUUAUAUGCUGUAUGGCAUAUAUGUAUCAUAGAGUCAUCUUGUCCCAUGUCCUUCCCAUGGCACAGCUCCAGAAAAAGACUCUAAGUUGUUCCGUUUUUGUUUGUCAAGUGUUUUUAUAUACAAUUGAAAGAUAAUUGAGAUGUAAUUUAAUGAUGCUAUAUUAUAUAUAUAUAAAUAUAUAUAUUAUAUAUUAUUUCGAUUUCCGUACAGUGUACGCGCGUAUUAAAAAGCUCGCUCCAGUUAAAAUGUAAGAAUGAUCGGAUGUGUGCAGAUAUGACUGAAUGAAAUAUAAAUAUAAAUACGAUUGGUAUGAUUAUGUAUUAAUAAAUACAAAACCAAGUAACCAAUGUAAUAAAAUAAAUAAGUCUUUUCUAGA